CUAAACAGAACAGCUCGUAAUAAAAAUGGAAUUUACUCACAUGACCAGGCUUUGAAAUGUAAGGAGAUUCAGGACAACGUUUUGUUUUCAUCUGUCAAGAAGAAAAGGUAUUCUGAAAAUUAUUACCUUCAGAUAGUCACAAAACUACAGCACUGUGCAUGGAAAAGGAGGCCAGAAGAAUAUGAAAAAUUUAGGUCAGAACUCGCUUCCUGCUGUGACGCUGCUCACAACUUCAUUGUUUCUCAAAACAAUACCCCACUGGGAAGUAACUUGAGUUAUGAAGUGGACCAUAAAAAGUCUAUCCAUAUCACAGAAGACAUUUUUAGGAUGCUGCCUGCGUCCCCUCCCUUUCUGAGCCACCCCUUCAAGCACUGUGCAGUGGUUGGAAAUGGGGGCAUUCUGAAAAACUCCAGCUGUGGCAUGGAAAUUAAUAAUUCUGACUUUGUAUUCAGGUGUAACCUUCCUCCAACCACAGGAAGCAUUAGCAAAGAUGUUGGCAAUAAAACAAAUCUUGUGACUGUUAAUCCAAGCAUCAUUGCACAGAAAUACAAGAAACUGAAAGCAAAGAAGAUGACAUUUCUGCAGAACAUUGCAGUUUAUGGAGAUGCUUUUCUUUUAUUGCCAGCAUUUUCCUUCAGAAGCAACACAGCUGCUUCUUUUAAAGUAUACCAUACUCUUCACGAGUUCGGAGCAAAACAGAGGGCAAUAUUUUUUCAUCCAAGGUACCUGAAAAGCCUUGCCCGGUUCUGGAGAACUAAGGGCGUGAAAGCAUAUCGAUUGUCUUCUGGUUUUAUGAUCACUAGUGCUGCUGUUGAGCUGUGUGAGAAUGUGAAGUUGUAUGGCUUCUGGCCUUUCUCAAAAAACAUAGAGGAAGUGCCAAUCAGCCAUCACUAUUAUGACAACCAGCUGCCUAAACCAGGUUUCCAUGCAAUGCCUAAAGAAUACAACCAAAUUCUGAAGCUUCAUGGGAAGGGUAUUUUGAAGCUGCAGUUUGGUCAGUGUGGAUGAGACUAAUCAGAAUCCUGAAGAAAAGACAUAGGAAUGAGUAGUACUGAUGACUAUGGAAGGAUAUUCUCCUUAAAUACAAGAUUGCUGGCUUUUUAUCCUUUUUCUUCAGUUCAGUGCCUGACAGGGACAGAUUCCUCACAGCAAGGCUGUAAGGAAGCAGCCUGCCAGGCUUCUCAGCUCUUUCACUAAAUUAUGGGUGAAUAUCAUAGCAGUUAUGACACACCUUUGAGCUGUUAUAACUGCAUUCCAUGAACAUAACACCAAAUAAUGCUGAUAGUGUAAGCUCUGCAACUGUUAUUGUAAAAAAGUCUCUUUAAAAAAAAUCUACCAUCACUAAAUCUGUUUGCUUUCAGAUAUAAACUUGAUAUUGUCUGCUCCCACCUGUGUUUAGGAUGUGCACAGUAAACUGUAUAAACGUCUCUUUGCAGGGUUUAGGAGGCAUGCAAUGCCACUGUAUUUUUAUUGCAAUGCACUUUCUGUGUUUUUAUUGCAGAAAACCCAGAUGAAGGUGUAUUAUUGAGAUAUUGAUUAGCUUAUUUAAUUUAUACUUUGUUUUAUGUUUAAGUGCCUACUGAUUUAAUGUUAAAGGAUGCAUGGUUUCACUGUUCUGAUGCAUACUUAGGACACUGCACCUGUUACAUGUUCUGUAAUGGAAUAUUUUUGCAAACUCGUUUGGAAAUAAAAACUUAUUAAACUGA
Messenger RNA from Alligator sinensis (Chinese alligator), 1706 nucleotides. It is a transcript of the gene ST8SIA6, whose product is annotated as ST8 alpha-N-acetyl-neuraminide alpha-2,8-sialyltransferase 6. The record is from RefSeq and is a predicted model, not a curated record. The transcript is spliced from 8 exons. The annotation marks the transcript as partial. Lineage: Eukaryota; Metazoa; Chordata; Crocodylia; Alligatoridae. Gene Ontology annotation, biological process: N-glycan processing; oligosaccharide metabolic process. Gene Ontology annotation, molecular function: alpha-N-acetylneuraminate alpha-2,8-sialyltransferase activity.